AUCUGCAUCAAUACUGAGAUUAUAGAGUGUUUUCUCAUACUCAAAUCCCCAUGUUACCAUUAAACCAAUGCGCUACCUGAGAGUUCGAUUAUCGCUCCUUAUUGCGUAGCAACCGCCAGUUAAGCUUGGAUCUACAGAAAAGUGGUGUUCAAGAAGCAACACAGAGCUUUGUCUCCUACAGAGAAAUCGACAGCUUUUUAGGCGAGUUUUGUUUGUAAUUAAUUGCAAUUAACAGUGAAGUAGAUUACGCCAGUGAGAGCAGAAUGAAGGAUGUAUACAACAUGGAGCAGUUUGAGACGAUCCUCCGAGAGGCAGGAAACAAACUGGUAGUUGUGGACUUCAAAGCCACCUGGUGUGGUCCAUGUAAGGCCAUCGGACCUGUAUACAAGAAUAUGGCAGAAAAUGAGGAGUAUAAGAAUGUGGUAUUUUGUACAGUGGACGUUGACGAGGCUCCGGAGGUGGCCGAGGAAUACGAAGUGGAAAUGAUGCCAGCUUUUAUGUUCUUCAAAAAUGGUAAAAAGAUAAAAGAAAUACUUGGAGCCAACAAAGACAAGAUCAAGUCUUUUAUUGAGGAAACAAUGUAGAAACUCGUCUUCAAAUUACGUCAAUACCCAAUACUCCAUCUCAUAGUCUUCUCCUCGUGAAGAUAAUUUGCAAACUGAAGCUAAAGUUAUCUUGUAGAUAUAGAAACACCAACGAUUAUGUACAUGAAUGAUAUUUUACUGAUAUUCCGUCUGGAUUGAUAUAUACUUCCAUGACGUCUGUUGGUGACUGUCCGUCCACACCGUACGUGUAUCUGACUAUAUCUGUCCGUAUCGUUUGUGUAUGCGGCUAUGUCUGUCCGUACCGAACACUUAUGUGACAAUGUCUGUCCGCAUUUAAACCGUACUAUGUAGGCAUAUCCGUCCGUACUGUAAUUUUGUUUGACUAAAUUACCGUACAUGUAUGUGACUUAUAUAUGUCUGUUUACGUACGUGUAUGUGUCUAUAUCUGUCUGUAUACGUAUGUACGUGUAUGUGACUAUAUCUUUCCGAUUACCGUACGUGUAUGUGACUAUAUCUGUCUGUAUGCAUACGUAUAUGUGACUUAUCCGUCCGUAUCUUACAUGUAAACGAACAUGUCAGACCGUACCGUCAGUGUAUGUGACAUAUGUCUGUUAGUAACGUAUUUGUAUGUGGUUAUGUCUGUUCGUACCGUACGAGUAUGUGACAAUGUCUGUCCGUACCGUACGAGUAUGUGACUGUCUGUCCAUAUCGUACGUUUAUUUGGUGAUGCCUGUCCGUACCGUCAUUUAUAUGCCAAAUCUGUCCGUUCCGUACGUUUAUGUGGUCAUGUCUGCCCGUACCGUACGAGUAUGUGGUCAUGUUUGUCCGUACCGUACUUGUUGGUGGCUAUGUCUGUCCGUUCCGUAGUUGUAUAUGACCAUGUCAGUCCGUACCGUACUUGUACGUGGCUAUGUCCAUACCAUACUUGUACGUGGCUAUUUCCGUACCGUACUUGUUGGUGGCUAUGUCUGUCCGUACCGUACUUGUUCGUGGC
This is a messenger RNA of Mizuhopecten yessoensis (Yesso scallop), 1539 nucleotides long. RefSeq names its product thioredoxin-like. The transcript has 5 exons. The record is from RefSeq and is a predicted model, not a curated record. Lineage: Eukaryota; Metazoa; Mollusca; Bivalvia; Pectinida; Pectinidae. The coding region runs from base 264 to 584 and encodes 106 amino acids. Gene Ontology annotation, molecular function: protein-disulfide reductase activity.